UUCAAGUAAACUCCGUUAACAGCUAGAUUAACUAAUAUUUUGUUAAAAAAAGAUUUUUGCCAAAUGACGCUUUCACGAAUGGGGCAGUUAAAAUAAUUUGUAACUAGAGCAGAUCGAGUCUCAUUCCCUCUUAAAAUCAACGCCCUUUCAUCACAUUGUAAACAGCUGCUACAAAUGUCACCACUAACACUGCACUAGAGCGCUGUAAGAUCUCCCAUUAAGAAAAAAGAAAGGACCUGAUAGACUUUCGAGCAUUACAAUGGCUUAGCACGUGCGUUGUAAAUCUUGGCACAUUUCGUAGCCGUAAUCUGCAAAACCACAACGUGAAACAAUAAAGUUCUGCGUAUCUUGGAUAAGUUAAUGCCCGGCGGCUAAUUUUUCGCAUUUUACUAUAUUGGGCAGAUCUUGAUGAUUGAGAAAUUGAGAAUGAAAUUCUAACAUAUAUUUGUUAGGUGUAAUCCUAGACGUCCUUAAUUGCUUGGAGGCUUUGUAAGAAUACAUUAUAGUCCCCUCCGCAGUCAACGCUCACCAUACUGAUGUUGCCUGACGAUACAAACAAAUAGCAACUGCGUAGGAGGGUGUAUUAAUGGUCAAGUUACCUUUAUGUAAACUUUAUUAACGAGCAGCUGUCGCAGCGAAACUCGCCUAUUGGUUACUGCAGCUGUAAAAUGAGUGCACAAUCCACCGUCACUUAACACUGGGCUUCAAUUACGGUUUCUAACAAGUUAACACCUCAAAUAGGUUCAACACGCACGUUCUGUAAAGUCCAACGUUUUUUGAAUGCCGGAUAAAAGGGUCCCCCGAACACCGCUAUGAAAAUGGUCAAUUUUGGAUUCUUAGUUUUCUUGGCCCUACUAGAACCCGUUUCAACCUGCUUGGAUGAUCAAUGCCGUGAAUUGGAGUUUCCAGGCUAUUAUUUCUUCUAUGGGGAACGACUGUUUAAUCACGUGAUAAGAACCAUCAAAGUGUUGGACCAGGAUUCCUGUGAACUGCAAUGCUACAUGGAACACAACUGUGUCAGCAUUAAUUUUGAUUUUACUGGGACACACAACUGUGACUUAAACAAUGCAACACAUAAACAGCACGAGAAGGACCUGGUGAAAACAGAAGGCUACGUAUACCAUGGAACAAAUAAUGCGUGUGGUAAGGCUCCUUGUCAGAACAGUGGAACAUGUCAAACAGGCUUUACAAGUAAAGGAUACCGCUGUUUAUGUAACCCAGGAUUCACGGGUGACAACUGUAAAUUUGAUAUUGACGAAUGCAAGGACGACCCACACAUUUGCGGCUUAAAUGCUCUCUGUAACAAUACCAAAGGAUCAUAUCAGUGUACCUGUAAUACCGGAUAUACUGGAAAUGGACACAGCUGUAGAGACAUUGACGAGUGCGUUCAAGGCACCCACAACUGCAGCAAAGAUGGCGCUUUGUGUAAUAAUACUGAGGGAUCGUUUAAUUGCACUUGUAAACCUGGAUUUACCGGAGAUGGAUACAGCUGCACAGAUAUUGACGCGUGUUCUCAGGGCUCCAUCAAAAACUGCAGUGAACAUGCUCAUUGUAACAAUACCGCUGGAUCAUACAAAUGUACAUGCAGGGAUGGAUAUUUUGGAGAUGGUCACAACUGCACGCUCGCUUUUAUCAUCAAUUCAGCGAUAUUAUCAAACAAUCAACAGUACCUACACCACUUGCACCUUUUCCUUGCACCGGAAGUCGGAAACAUUUCCCAGUGGUUAUUGUGUUACCGUCAGUCUUCACAUGGUGACUUGGACUCUACAUUUCACAAAAAUUGCGAUGGAAAAGAAAACACUGUUACCAUUGUAAAAGAAAAGGAGUUUGUAUUUGGAGGUUACACUGAUCUCCCGUGGGGUAAUUGUAGCUACUAUAUAUUAAUUUUUUUAAUAGAUAUUGACGCGUGUUCUCAGGGCUCCAUCAAAAACUGCAGUGAACAUGCUCAUUGUAACAAUACCGCUGGAUCAUACAAAUGUACAUGCAGGGAUGGAUAUUUUGGAGAUGGUCACAACUGCACGCUCGCUUUUAUCAUCAAUUCAGCGAUAUUAUCAAACAAUCAACAGUACCUACACCACUUGCACCUUUUCCUUGCACCGGAAGUCGGAAACAUUUCCCAGUGGUUAUUGUGUUACCGUCAGUCUUCACAUGGUGACUUGGACUCUACAUUUCACAAAAAUUGCGAUGGAAAAGAAAACACUGUUACCAUUGUAAAAGAAAAGGAGUUUGUAUUUGGAGGUUACACUGAUCUCCCGUGGGGUAAUUGUAGCUACUAUAUAUUUACAUAGGUUUAUGUUGUAGGCACAUCGUAUCUGCCUCUGAUCUAGCUGUUUGGCCGAUCUGUCUGUCUGUCUGACUGUCUGUCUGUCUGCCUGUAUGUUUGUCGUUUCCGUGCUUAACCAAAGUACAGUCCAUCAUUUACUUGUUCCCUGACCAGGGGCCUUUACGCGCAUUUUCGUCCACCACGAAAACUUCUACGCAACGAGUGUGGCAGCAUUAUCCGCCGAAGGAGUGGGCAUCAUGUCUGAAAAUAACUUGCAGGGAAUUAACUCGAGAAUAAGUGUUAUAACGGGGGAUAGGCUCUCUUACCCUUUCAUCUUCUCUUGCUAAUACAUCUGAC
Messenger RNA from Orbicella faveolata, 2620 nucleotides. RefSeq lists its product as uncharacterized. Gene Ontology annotation, molecular function: calcium ion binding; heparin binding. The record is from RefSeq and is a predicted model, not a curated record. Lineage: Eukaryota; Metazoa; Cnidaria; Anthozoa; Scleractinia; Merulinidae.